GUGAUCGCAAAAGAUUCUCUUCGGGGUAUUGGCCGUCACCAUUACUGUGUUAGCUACUGCUAGAAAAAAUUAGUGUCCACAUAAAUAUCUUCCCUUUCUGGCUGCAAUAACUGAGAACUGAGUUCUUAUUACAAAACAGAAAAGCUAAAAAGAAGAUCAAAUGGUUGUUCUCACCCACCAAUUUAUACACCCUUUCCGUCUUCCUCUUUCUCCACCACCAUCAUCAAGAAUCUCAAAAACUAAACAUAACUCCAUUAUCAUCACUUCCUCAUCUUCACCCAUGGACACACCUCAAACCAACCAUCUAAAAUUCAUGGAUUUUCCUCAUCUUUCAAUCUCAAACAAAAAUCUCAUGGUAGACUUAGUUUCAAACAUGGAGAAUACCCUUUCACCUGAUCUUCUCCCUUCUUCUCUCCCCCCUGAAGUUCAAUACUUCGAAAACAGCUCAGCUACUUCUCAAGGUACUCUUCAUAUCAGGUCUGGCACUAACAGUUCACUGGUGGAUUGUAUACUUGGAAGUUGGAUUCAUUGUGGACUUCCAAAUGGAGGAGCAUUAGAUAUUUCAACACUCACCGCUUAUCUCAACAGCAAAACAGAUGCACCACGUUUCCUCAUUGAAUUCCUUCAAAAUUCUCCAAAUUCACUCAUUUUGAUUCUCGAUUUACCACCUCGGAAGGAUUUAGUGAUCAAUCCUGAGUACUUACAAACAUUCUACCAAGAAACCCAUUUGGAUGAAUUAAGAAAAAAACUGCUGGAACUAUCAGAAAUCCGACCUUACAUUUCUUCUUCACUUUACAUUCGAGCUCUCUCAUCUCCUACAGUUAUAUCCGUUAGUAUUGACUGUGAAUCAGGUGGAGCUGCACGCUUGGAAGAGAUUAUACAGGAUCAUGUUGGACCAAUUGCUAAGGAUAUGUUGGAGGUUUGGUUGAAUCAGUGUGUUGGUAUAGAGAGAGGAGUAGAUGAAUCGGAAAAGGUUGAAUUGAAGAAAAGGGAUGUUUUGAUUAAGAAAAAGACAGUUGAGAUGGAUCUUGCUUCUAGUUUACCAAGAUUGUUUGGUCAGGAUGUAGCUGAUCUUGUCAUCAAAGCAAUUGAGAAGGCUUUUGAUAUCUUGUAAUAAUAACCGUGUAAUGCUACUUCAUUAGUCCUAAGUAUAGAAAAUUUAGGCUUUGUGAUGAGUACCAAGCCACCAUCCAUGUCAACAUAUAAGUAGAGUGCACAUCGCAUGCAGCCAUUAUGGUCGUUGUUAAAGCUUUGAAAGAACCGAUCCAAACUGCAUAUAAACCCCUAACCGGGAUUCCAAUUGCAACAUAAAUUCAAUCCAUAUCUAUAAAAAAUUCUCCCUCAAGUUCACCUA
This is a messenger RNA of Papaver somniferum (opium poppy), 1354 nucleotides long. Its product is annotated as red chlorophyll catabolite reductase-like. The transcript has 2 exons. Lineage: Eukaryota; Viridiplantae; Streptophyta; Magnoliopsida; Ranunculales; Papaveraceae. The record is from RefSeq and is a predicted model, not a curated record. Gene Ontology annotation, cellular component: chloroplast. Gene Ontology annotation, biological process: chlorophyll catabolic process. Gene Ontology annotation, molecular function: red chlorophyll catabolite reductase activity. Bases 161 to 1114 code for a protein of 317 amino acids.